AUGGCGAAAAGGGCGAAGGACACCAAUUUGCGCAAUCAAAUUGAGAAGAUUGUCAGAGGGUACAAGCCACAAAUACCCACGGAACUAGCUUUGGAGGCGGCGAAAAGAAUUUGCAAGUCGCCAUUCACAGAAGAUAUCCUGAAAGCCAAGAAGCCAGUUAAGUUCACCCAACCUAAGUUUAAGCUGUUCGAGGGUACGACCGAUCCCAUUGAGCAUAUCUAUCAUUUCCAACAACAAAUGGUGCUCAAAGGAGAUGACGAGGCCCUGUUAUGUAAGUUGUUCCCCUCAAGCUUGUCAGGAUCGGCCCUGAUUUGGUUUAGACAGCUGAAACCAAGGUCUAUUGGUGGUUUCACCCAAAUCUGUGAAAUGUUCAUAUCUCAGUACAUUUGCAAUCAAAAGAGGAGAAAGGAUGUCACGAUCCUCUUCAGCACGAAGCAAAGUACUGGAGAAAGCCUUAAAGACUACUUGAGGCGUUUUACGGAGGAAAUGUCUACUCUUGAGGAAUGUGAUUCUCAUACUGCUUCGUUGGCGUUUCGUACCUGGAACAAAAAUGCAUAG
This is a messenger RNA of Prunus armeniaca (apricot), 558 nucleotides long. The record is from the annotation of a GenBank genome assembly. NCBI's taxonomy places the organism in Eukaryota, Viridiplantae, Streptophyta, Magnoliopsida, Rosales, Rosaceae.